CUCGACUCUGUGAACACAUGCUAGUCGGUCUGGUCUGGUCUGGUCUGGUAUGAGUGUGGUGCUCUGAGUUUCGUUGGGGCUGCAACCAGUUUGUUGGCAUCGAUCGUCCUUUGCGCUAGUGCAUGCUGCGGCCAGUGUGUAUUCCGUGGUCGCACUCGCAGUCGCUGUCUUAGUCGCAGUCGUAACCCCAACGAUCCAUAACUAACCGUAACUAAACCAAUCCGAACCGCAAUCGGUCUCUUAAGUUGACCCAAGUCUGUUAGUUCCUAUGCGGUCUCUCUCUGUGUGCGGCUCCAGAGGCUAUCGCGCUGUGUUCGACAUGUGAUUAUUUUUUUGCAUUGCACUUCCCUCCACUCGUCUCUGCCCGGGUAGACAGAAAUGUCUGAAAAUAUCUUCGGUAUGGAGCAGAUAUAAAAAGGAAUAAACGACACAGAGUGCCACAGUUAACGAAUGUUCUUGUGUAGAAAACUGAAGUGACGUCUACGGUUUGUCUGGCAAGAGAUAACAAAAAAUAAUUGUUUGCCGGUAGUGCUCCGAGACUCGGUCUCGGUCGCGGUUGAAGUCCCGGCUCCCAGUAACCAGUUAACGGCUCUCAGCUCUCGCUUCCACUCUCACUCUCAGUCAGUUGCUCUCUUGCCGACAUUUGUUUACGCAGCUCUCGGAGAUCAUCUCGCUUGCAUAACCAAGUGCAGCACACCUCUGAAGCAGAUUGCCAAUGCAGAUUGCAGAGGCAGAUACACAUCUAGAUUCUAGAACUACGCCGGCAGAAACUUUCGCGGCUGCCUGUGAAUAUUUUCUCAUCGUCUACGGUAAGUGCACAAUGAGUUAUGAAUGCGCUCGGCUACCACAUGUGCCACUAUCGCCCGGCAUUCUCCCUGCACGCUGCUCACUGCUCCCUGCUCACAGCUCGCGGUGGGCGUUGCAAACUGCCUUGUAAUUGCCUGACAUAAAUGCUCGUGUGUACAAGGCUUAAUGGCGAUAGCGGCAGGUACUGCGAGUAUGCUCGAUUGCACGAUUACCAUCUACAACUACAACAUAACGUUCAGUUAAUAUUCGGACGGAGUGUCGUAGUGGGACGGUCAUUGUCUGGCCACCAAAACAGGAAACGACUGCAAUAAGUCAUGUUUGGAGCUGACAAGAAGCCAUCUAUUCAGUCGGGUCCAUUUCGGGGGAACCUCACCGCCUAGAAAGGAAAACUGGUACGAAGUUUUCGCGCAUCUAAAAGCAAUGCAAAUAAAGAAGGAAGCCAGUUUGUUUAGCAAUAAACUAAGUAGGUCGAGGGAGAAUUUCUUACUUGAGCUCUGCUUAAGCCGGUUUUCGUCGUUGGUCUAACUUCAGCGUGGUUCUUGUCACUGUGGAUAAUCAAUGAUCAGCAAUAAAGUAGGUGAUCCAGUGAUUGGUGCACACUACUCUUGUCGAUCAAGAAGUCUCUCAUUACCCCAGAUUUAUGGCAUCAACCGGAAUGGUGUCCGCUCACUUGCCACUUACCUAAGAGUAUCAUAUAAAUUAUUUAAAAUAUGAUCGCCAUUCAUAAAUGACAGGGAGCCUGGGAGAACUGGUUUCUGUUAGGAUAUUUCGAUCCUUCUCUAAGCUCAACCAGUUUUUGUGGACUUCCCUGUUGCCCCAACUGUAAUCCAAUGCCAGGCGGCCCCAACUGAAGCUUUAACGCUCCACUCACCAGAAUGCUCCAAAUGAGCGAUUUUCCGGCCCUGCAGUUGCAGCAUUGCUGGGGAUGGGGCCCGCUUCCAUCCGUCCUCCCAUCACAUAAUUAGCAAACAUAGAAUUGCCAUUCUCCGCGAGCUACUGAUACCGCGCUCUAUCUUCCCCUUUCUGGCACUGCGCUCCGGAGUGCUCUCUGUGCAAAUACAAAUUAGUCGCGACAUGCCAGAUAAGCGAUCGUGUGUGCACUUUUCAAAAUACUCGAACAGAAGAGAACUAAAAAAGAGAAGUAACAACAUUUUGCCGUGGUCGCAAGGGGGCGGCGGUCAGCAACAGCACAAACCGAACUGUGGGCUCCGCUAUCACAAGAUCUUGCAUGCUCAAUUACCUUUCUCUCGUUGCAAAAGUGUGUAAUUAACUCUUUAGGCCCGAAAUUAAGUUAUUAUUGUCAAAAAGGAAAACCAACACUUCGUAUUGUUAUUCUUAUCGAUAGAAGCUCUCACUUAUUGCUUAUUACUAGGGGGCCCCUCUGUUUCGCCACUUUCCCUCUCUCUCUCUCUUUCAUUCUAUAUUCUUUCAUUCUGGUGCACGGGGACGGUGGGCCGGCCGUCCGCGGGUUUAACGCUAGCCCACGAAACCUCUCUACACUAGAUAAGACAGUUCACGGAGUCAUCCAAAUGUCACCCUGACUGCAAAUUAGAUUAAACUCGAUUCUAAAUCGAAUACCCAUCUGUGCAAGGAAAUUCCAAGGAAGAGGUCGUUGGAAAUGAACAGUCAGGCAGCAGAUUAAGGGGCUCCGAUUUUAAUCAAUCAAUAGAGCAUAACAUCACAGAGAAAGUCUGGGAAAAAGAAGUUUAACCCUACAAAUAAUUGCCGUGGGCGCAAAUUUUCCUUGGCACUGCCCUGUGCACACAAUACACAUCAGUUUCUGUUGGCAGUGUUUCUAUAAUUUGGAUACUGAUCGAUUUGUUGCCUUCUGGACGUGGGCGUGUACUGUCUAUGUGUGGACUAUGUUGAACAGUUUUUAAAUAGAGCUGUGUUCUUGUAUAAUGAAGGAAAGCAGUGAGCAAAAGCCCAACCGGUACGAACAUAUGUACCUAUGUUUGUGUGCCCAUACAUAUAAGCGAAUUCUUGAUUGGGGUCUACAAACAUUACCCCAAUGCACAUAACGCAUUCGCGCGUUGGCAGCACGAAGCAAUAACCAAAACAAAUGCUAUAAAACAUGCAGCACAAGGCAAGUGGGCAAAAAUUGAGAGAGAAAUAAAACAAAGCAGAGGAUAAAACUCACAGCGAUGCAACCCGUUCCAACACCAAAACGAACUCGAACAAGUUGCACGGCGACUGCAACAAGCAGCCAACUAACAACUGCAGCGAAAGCAACAGCAACAACAAGAGCAACAAAAACAACCACAAAGCGACAGCAACCAGCCAAUGUGUGUGAGGCUGCCUAUAUACAACGGCUUCUCUGGGUUUGUCUGUUUGUCUCUCCGCAGUUGUGUGUGUGUGUGCAGCCCCCACAUUUCUCCAAAUGCAAGCAACGUCAACGGCGCACAGUGGUCCUCAGGCAGUAGUCUUGCAGCAAGUGUGCUUGAGAACUGUCAGAAAUCAUUAUAUACUCCACUCCAGUCCACUCAGUCAACGAUUCUUGGCACGGCUCAAAAUUUAACAGAACUUCCACCGAGAAUCCGGACUUCUGAGCCACUGUGCUGUGUAGACCGUCACUUUAGUGUGCUCUCCUCUCUCGAUGCGGUUUUCGGUUCCGUUUCGUUGGCGGUGAGUGUCGGCGUCCACGCAAACACAGGCAAACAUGGCAUGCACACACUCUCUCGCAUUGGCACAUCACAUGCACGGGCACCAACACCAAGAAAAACGCUCUGCCGCGAAGCUUUUGAGUUCUUUGCAUCCGCGUCUUGCGGCCCAAUGCGAGUUGCCUUGUGCAUGCCAAAGAUUUCAGAUCGGAAAGCAACAGCAGCAGCAGAAGCUCGGCUCGCGACGCGCGCAACGUUUCCAGCGGUUUAUCCAUAUCGAUACCAGAUCUAAGCGACUCUAUAAAUAUUAAUUUUUUUUGCAUUGUGAAGCUCAAUUAAAAUAAGAGCCCAAUUAGACGGUGAUUGGUGAUUCAGUUCAGACAGCCAGCUCGCGUUUGCCGUCGGCAUUUGCAAAUGAAGUGUGAUCGCGUCAAAAAUGUUCGAGUGAUUUUUUGUUUGUUGUGUGACAAUUAAACCGAUAUCUCAGCAUAUACAGCAAAAAAGUAACAAUAUAUUUGGAGUCAAUUGAUUGGAAUAAGCCCAUGCGGAGUUUCUUCAAGCUAAUUCAACGAUUGAAUAACUAAAACCAUUUAAAAAUAUUCAUAAAAUUACACAAAUCCUAAUAGCUAUAUAUACAGAUAAUUAAAAAACAAAAGACAAUCUACAUAAACACAUAAACGUUACCUACAAAUAUUACAAAUAAUUCAACUAAUCAUAUAAAUAAUAACACAAAAAACUAUAAAUAAAUUAGUAAAGUUUCCAAUCAAUACCGCUAAACAGGUGCUUAACAAUCUAUUAUCCAGAGUCUACAAAUUGGGGAUUAGGCAACUAAAAGUGAAAAUUAACAUAACAUAAUUUAAAAUACCAUAAACAAUAGCUAUCAAUUUACUAAAUAAAUACUUAAACACACAAUAUUUUAAUCGAAAAAGGAUACAAAAUACGCACAUAUAACCGCAGUAAAAAUAUAAAAAUAAUCUCAUAAAUUGUGCUUAAAAAUAAUUCCUCUGGCAGUUCGAAAAAUGCUUCCCAUCUCGGACAACUGAAGUGUUAGAGACAUACAACCACAGCUGCAACUGAUUUUUCCAAGUUCAAGGACAUUUGAAUAUUCUGGGAUGGUUUCGGAGGAGAAUUGGAACAGCGACACCAUGUCCGACUCGGAUAUGAUCGACUCGAAGAACGAUGUGUGCGGCGGGGCCUCCAGCUCCAGCGGGAGCUCGAUCUCCCCGCGCACACCGCCAAACUGUGCCCGCUGUCGAAACCAUGGCCUGAAGAUCACCCUGAAGGGUCACAAGCGCUACUGCAAGUACCGCUAUUGCACCUGCGAGAAGUGCCGCCUGACGGCAGACCGUCAGCGGGUAAUGGCCCUACAGACGGCCCUGCGCCGCGCCCAAGCGCAGGACGAGCAGCGGGCGCUGCAUAUGCAUGAGGUGCCGCCUCCAUCGACGUCGACUACGGCCCUGCUGGGCCAUCACCACCACGUCGCUGCCACCGCCCACGUUCACGCACAUCAUGUCCAUCCGCACCAUGGUCACCACACCCUCUCCCAUCAUGGCCAUGUGCUGCACCAGCACCAGCAGGCAGUGGCCUCAGCGGCGGCGGCUCCUUCGCAGCCUCCGCCUUCCCACCUGAGUGGGGCCCACAAUGGGGCGGGAGCAACAGUGCCAGCCACUGCCUCCAGCCUGCAUGGUCACGCCCAUGUGCAUCAUGUACACAUGGCGGCAGCGGCAGCCGCCACAGUGGCUCAUCAGCAGCAGCAGCAGCAGCAACAGCAGCAGCAGCAGCAGCACCAGAGCCAGAGCCACCAGCACCAGCACCAUCCACAUCUUCAGCAUCCGCAACAGCACCAGCCACAGCACACGGCGCUCCGAUCUCCUCCACACAACGAGCACAACGCCGGAAGUGUUGGACCAGCCACCAGCAGCUCAGGAGGCGGAGCCAGCUCAGGCAGUGGCGCCGCUGCCACCUCAAGCAGUGCAUCCAGCAGCGGCGGAGCUGGUGGAAGGUCAGCCAGUGGCGGGGUCAGUGUUAUUACCAGUGCCGAUCCCCACAUGUCCACGGUACCCACACCAGCCCAAUCGCUGGAGGGCUCCUGCGAUUCAUCAUCUCCCUCGCCCUCGUCCACAUCCGGCGCCGCCAUUUUGCCGAUCUCAGUCUCCGUUAAUCGCAAGAAUGGCGCCAAUGUACCAUUGGGUCAAGAUGUAUUCCUAGAUUAUUGCCAAAAGCUAUUAGAGAAAUUCCGAUAUCCGUGGGAGCUGAUGCCGCUCAUGUAUGUGAUAUUGAAGGACGCUGACGCAAAUAUCGAAGAGGCUUCGCGUCGAAUCGAAGAGGGCCAGUACGUUGUGAAUGAGUACUCCCGUCAGCAUAAUUUAAAUAUCUAUGACGGGGGUGAGCUACGCAACACAACGCGGCAAUGUGGAUGAUAAUUUAUUCAUUAACUUAACUGAAAUAACGAAUAUUGCGAUUUUGUCUUUGCCCCGAUAUUUAUUGUUCAGCAUCACAAAAUCUUAGCCUAAUGCUUAAGCGAAAGAGUGCGCGCGGGUUCGACAUGAGUAAAAUCAAAUCAAAUCAAAGUAAAGUAACGUUAAAGUUAAUGUUUUAAGAAGCCAAAACCUCUGUAAAUAUAUCGAAUUUAUCGGUAAGCUAAAGCGCCACUGGAUUAUCUUCAAUCAACAAACCAAAUAUAUCGAUGUGUGAGCUGUGACCGACGCCAUUUCUUCUGCAAUCAAUAUACCCCCACUUUGAGGACGAUGUCUGCCUGUCAAUCAAUCAACAUUCAACAAUCAACAUUUUCUUCUCUCCAAUCAACACUCCCCAAUUGGAUGCUAUUCAACACUCAAGACUCAAAACUAAGCCGCCAACGAAAGAAGACGAAUAUAAAAAGUUAAUUUAAAGAUUUUUAAUAAUUUCGAAAGUGCCGCAAGUCAACAAUCUACAACACUCUUUCAACAAUCAACAAUCAACAAUCAACAAAAAUCUGCACAUCGGUUGCAUGAAUUUAGUUCAAAAUUUGGUUUAAGUCUUUCCUUAUUUCUUAUUUGUCUUUUCAUAGACUAGUAUUUGGGUUCCCUUUCCUCAAAGCUCUGCACACGAGUCACUUAAGUUAUUCCUUUGUUACCUUAGUACUUAAAUGAAGCAUUGAUGAGUUUGUGCCAAUAGGUGCCAUGAAGGAAGAUACAUACAUACAUCAUACAUGAUACAUAAAAACAUACUCAUCCAUAGGGACCUACCCGCUAAUCUCAAAACUGUUCGCUACGUACGAGUACAUACUACCUACUAUAUGAUAGUUUUUGUCCGAAGAUGGAAAACUAAUUUCCGGCUGGUGAUCUGCUACGAAAACACUGUUGUGAGAUGGUGCACAAAUCAAAUAAAAUAAAGUAUAUUUGUACGAGUUAAUAGGUUAACUCUUUCGAUGUACUGCGAAAAAACUCUACUUGUAAUAUUAAACAAUAAUAAUAAUUCUCAUUGUAUAAAUAUUGUUAUCGACUUAAGUAGGAUUUAGUCCAACGAAAUAUUAUAAAAAGGAUAAACCUGAAAAUGUCAAAAAUAAACUAUUUUCCCUAAUCAGCGAAAUCGGUUAGGCUAACCUUUAUUCCCGAGAGACCAAGAGGAUUUCGCAGCUCUACCCACCUCCUUGAGGCCAUUAACAAAUGGAAACGAAACCCGAAUCCCCAGAAAAUGGAAUUGCCUCAAGGGGGGGGGCAGAAAAGUAUCAGCUGCUGUUUGUUUUGUUGAUGACAUUAAAAAUUGUAACGAUUGCUUUUCAAGUUGUUGCCAUUUCACUGAAGCCAUUACCGUGCGACGUCCCAGAAGCAGAUGAAGUUUUCUGCUUUCAGUCCGGGAUUGGCAGUGGAGCCAGUUGUGGCAGUGGAGCGGUGUCGCUGUGGAUUGGGGCAGUACGGGAGCUGGGAGUUUGCCUGAGUCGCCACUGCUGCUGGGAUCGUAAAUGCAUCAUUAAACCGAAAAAUGCAUGCGAAAAAUUUACGACAUUGCCAACACCGUCGCUCAGAGGCUUGCCAAGAACCCAGCUUCGGUUUCAGUUCUCCUCAGUUUUUGACUGCUGCCUUGCUUGCUUUCCGGCAUGGGGAAGCUGCUCCAGCACCAGCACCAGCACCAGCUCCACUCCACGCUCCAGUCUACUGCCAGGUAGCUGCAAUCCUCCGGCCGUAACAGCUCAACAUCGUUUCUCGGCACUAAACACGUCACGAUGGUAUUUUAGGAAUUGUAGGAUGACUGCGACUGAGACUGGGCCAUGAAGAACGGGCUCCCUGGGUUGCCAUGGGUAGGCAAUGGCGACGUGUAAAUGUGGGCACCAUAAAGCUUAAAAGUGUUUAUGGUUGAAUUGUACGGGAAAGAGGCAGGGAGCGGGCUGGGAGGGGAUCGUUCAACAUGUGAGCUGACUCGAAGGCAAAGAAUC
Drosophila guanche is the source of this 7821-nucleotide messenger RNA. It is a transcript of the gene dsx, whose product is annotated as protein doublesex. Gene Ontology annotation, molecular function: DNA-binding transcription factor activity, RNA polymerase II-specific; RNA polymerase II cis-regulatory region sequence-specific DNA binding. Gene Ontology annotation, cellular component: nucleus. The record is from RefSeq and is a predicted model, not a curated record. Bases 4520 to 5827 code for a protein of 435 amino acids. The transcript is spliced from 6 exons. Gene Ontology annotation, biological process: sex differentiation; regulation of transcription by RNA polymerase II. NCBI's taxonomy places the organism in Eukaryota, Metazoa, Arthropoda, Insecta, Diptera, Drosophilidae.